UGCUUCUGUGCCGUUAAAGGGACAGCUUUAAUCUUCCAGACUGCAGCGCUGUGCUCCAGAAUGAUCUCACAGGACUUUCAAACAGAAGACUCGAGUAUUAGAGGGAUGUGAGAGCAGGUAUUAAUAAAGCAUCGGUAUAGAAGGCCUCGUUCUGCUUAUCUUCAUGUAAUGAGACACACAUUUAUGUAUAACAAAAAUCAUACUGCUAGUUUCAGAGCAGUGCAUAUAAACUCAAGAAGUGUUUGAGUUUUGAAGUGUUGCUGCCUUUGCCACUGCAAUCUGCACCAUCAGGACUUACUGAGUGUGCCAUUCAUCCCUGGACUAUCCUGUGUGUGUGUGUGUGUGUGUGUGUGUGUGUGUGUGUUGUUGUUUUCCCCUGUUUCUUUUUCACGUGGAUAAUGUAAUUGACGGACAGGCUGGGAGAGGGAAUUCAGGCCAGGACAGAAGGAAGCACGUAACAGGAUCGGCUCUUGCUUGGAGUUUGUGCCCUUUUUGUUUUGUUUUUUGGAGAUUUUUGAAGAAAUCUUUGACUGAAGGCUGUUUUGGGAUUUUAUUGUGAAGGAUUGAUAUCCAUUAUUAAAAAAACAACUUUUGGAAAGAGCCAAUGGGAGCUAAGUUUACCAUCUGCUGCUGUCACUAUCUGAAACACAACCAAGAAGAGAGGAAUGCUAUUUUGCGAAUGCAGAGCACUCCCAGACCACCUGAUGAGCUAUCCAGUGGGUCUAGUGACAGUGAGACAGAAGAGAAGAACAUAUUUGGACCACCGCCUUCAAAAACGAGUCAGUGGAACAACCGGCAAAGCCAGAGGAGCACCGCUGAUCAGCGGGCAGACAGAGCCGAAAACACUCCCGUCAGUCAGGGACUGGAUCGAGAGUUACAGGCUUUCAUCAGCAUGAGAGACCAGACUGACGAGGCUACGGAGGAAUGGGAGAAGUUGAAUUAUGACAUACAUACCUUGCGCUAUGCCAAACGAGAGGUCAGAGCUCGGUGGAAGAAAAUCCUGCUUCAGCUCGGUUACCAGUGUGAGGUGGACGCCUUGCUGUGUGUGAACAAACAGAGCCGAUUCAGUCGAGAUGAAGAACAUCUUAACAAAGCGACUGAACUGUUGACGCAGCUGCUGGACCACACCUCUCUGUUCCCUCCUGGAACAGGACACCAGAACCGAUACCUCUGUAUCAUGGACCGGCUGGUGUUACUGGACAGCGCUGAGGACUUUGUCAGACUGGCCAAGGAAAAAUAUCCCAAGAAAGAAGGCUGAGAGGCAGUAACAGAGAAAAUGUGCCAAAGACCGAAGGUGUCCUGUAAAGAAUGUGGACUCAUGCUGGAGACUGUUUUAACACAUUUGACCACAUUUCAGCUUUAAUUUAAAUUCUGAAGUUUACUUCUAACAGAAAAACUCUUUUUGUUGCAGCUCAGUCUGUUAACUUGUGCUUGGGUUGUUUGGCGUACACAGCUUGUAAAACACAAAAGUAAAUACUAUUUUUAAUAUUUAUUUUUUAUGUCUACAUCAACAGUUGUUUUUAACUGAAUCCAUAAUUUUCAAAGACAAUAAAAAUUAUUCAGUAAAAACUAAAAUAACCUUUGAAACUAUAUUAUUGGUAUCUAUAUGUACAGUAUAUAACACAUAAACCAUUUAAAUGUAUUUGAAAAUCAUCUUUAACGCUCUUUUGCUAACACUUGUCGGAGUAAACUGUGUUUUAACUCUAUUUUCUGUCAUAUUGGGUUGUUUCCCGUCCACGUUGUGACCAUUAAAAUAUAUUCACUCAUCACGAA
Messenger RNA from Oreochromis niloticus (Nile tilapia), 1773 nucleotides. Its product is annotated as melanoregulin. The record is from RefSeq and is a predicted model, not a curated record. The transcript has 6 exons. NCBI's taxonomy places the organism in Eukaryota, Metazoa, Chordata, Actinopteri, Cichliformes, Cichlidae. Gene Ontology annotation, biological process: melanosome transport; melanocyte differentiation. The coding region runs from base 605 to 1258 and encodes 217 amino acids. Gene Ontology annotation, cellular component: melanosome.